Molecule: messenger RNA, 504 nt
Organism: Enterobius vermicularis (human pinworm)
Lineage: Eukaryota; Metazoa; Nematoda; Chromadorea; Rhabditida; Oxyuridae
Source: the annotation of a GenBank genome assembly
AUGUGGACUUCCGAAGACACCAAGAAAGCAAUUCUCUUCUCAUGCAUCCCGGGAGGUAUUGCUUUGACAGGGUUUGCAGCUCUAGCGAGAGACAAAAGUAUCGUUGAUUUUUGGAAGCCAAACUGGGCUCCUGUCGACAGCAAAAUGUAUUCUAUGAUGGACUUAGUAAGUAUGGCUCCUCUUGGCUAUGCAACUUACCUCGUUUAUAAAAAUGGAGGUAUUGAAUAUUCGGACACGAGGGCAGCUCUUGGGCUAUACGGUGUGAAUACAGCGUUCCAGUUGGCAACGAUCCCACUUUUAAUGAAAAAGGAUUUGAAAUUGCUUUUCUGGAACACUGUUUUGACUGCUGGAUCUGGUGUGCUUACUGCAUAUAUUGACAAAACGGCAGGCUUGCUUUUACUUCCAUUUACGUUAUGGACUGGGUUUUACGCGUUCUUAACAUACUCGCUUUACGAGAAGAACAAGCCAAAGAAUCUUCAGGUGGAGUUGGUCUUGAUAGCGUAG